Actinia tenebrosa (Australian red waratah sea anemone) is the source of this 1011-nucleotide messenger RNA. RefSeq names its product perlucin-like protein. The record is from RefSeq and is a predicted model, not a curated record. Lineage: Eukaryota; Metazoa; Cnidaria; Anthozoa; Actiniaria; Actiniidae.
UCUCUGUAUGAAGGACCCCCAAAAAUAAAUGUAGAAUAUGAUCUCAAAACCCCUAUGAAUCCGAAAUCCAAUAUCCGAAGGCGACCGAGUGGAAAAUCCGUAUCUAAUUGAUUAUCUGCAAUGAAUCCGCAUGAUCCUGAUGCAGAACACCUAUUUGUGUACUACUUUCGAAGUCUUACUCCUCUGGUAAUAAACGCAAGCAACGAGGAGGAUAACAGUUGGCAGUUAAAACUGAUAAGAAGCAUCAUCUGCCAUUUUGUUUUGUGCAAAAACAUCGUUCACUUUACUAUCAAAAAUCACUUCUCCCCGAGUCAAGUCGUACGCACGUUCGUGAUCAAUCACUGAAAGAUCGAACAAAGAUGUACAAGGUUCUGUUGUUGACUGUUAUGGUUCUGAUGGAAAACGUUUUUCUGUUUGGACCCAGCAAAACUGCUGCUGCAGCAAACUCAAAGAUGCUGCCUGACGUGGUUUAUCAGCCGUGUCACCAUGGUUGGGUGACCUACGAAGGUUCAUCAUCCUGCUACAAAGUACCACCGCACCCUACCAACAAUUGGUACGAAGCCCGUAAAACAUGUCUGUCCAUGGGGAGUGACCUUGUGAAGAUCACCUCCACUCAAGAGAACAACUACGUGGCCAUGCUUGUUCAUACGUAUUUCCCGUCAACCGGUUUUAUGUGGAUUGGAUUCCUGGCAGAUGUGAAGCGCAAAUUCACCUGGGUGGACGGCACCCCCCUGGUCGGGCAGUACUUGAACUGGAGCUCCGGCGAACCGAACAAUGAUCACGCGAAAGAUGAAGACUGCGGGUCGAUAUUUUUGCAUAGAGAUGCAYGUGCUAUGAAGUGGAAUGAUCUUUUGUGUCUGAUGACCACUAAAAUAGGCUAUAUCUGUGAAAAAGAAAGGCCUAAGAUCGUGCAGAGAGGGUGUUAAGACUUUUUCUGUAACUUUUCUGUCAUUCAAGUAGCUGUAGUACAUGAAAUGAAUGAAUGCAAUAAAAUGUUGGUGAUAAAAGUCA